Helobdella robusta is the source of this 1590-nucleotide messenger RNA. RefSeq lists its product as hypothetical. The transcript is spliced from 11 exons. The record is from RefSeq and is a predicted model, not a curated record. Gene Ontology annotation, molecular function: calcium ion binding. Bases 1 to 1590 code for a protein of 529 amino acids. Lineage: Eukaryota; Metazoa; Annelida; Clitellata; Rhynchobdellida; Glossiphoniidae.
AUGAAGCACAUUAUAACAUCCGUUUGUUUGAUUCUUCUUUUGAUGCUUUGCGUAUACGGUCAAAACACAAAUUUGGCAUUAAGAAAGCCGAUAUAUGCAAGUUCAGUUUAUUCAAAUGAGUAUCGACCUGAAGAAGCAGUCGAUGGAAUAAAAAAGGAAUAUGGCAACAUGGCGAAUACAGCUGAUGGGAGUGCAGGGUGGUUUGUGAUUGAUCUGCAGAAGAAGUAUCGAGUGUUGUACGUCACCAUGUAUCCACGGGAACGUGUCAAUGGUUUUUCAGUGGGACUAACAAACAACUUCAACUCUGCUACCAACGUAUCAUUAAUUAAAAAUGAACUCUGUGCUACUUCUACCAAACAAUUCCAAAAACCUGACUUAGAGACAUUGUAUUGUAAGAAACCCUACUUGAGAUCCAGGUAUGUUAUGCUUCAACAGGCUGUUACUUCUGGUGAGUUUAACGUAGAAGAAUUGGAAGUCUAUGGAUCAGAGAUAUACGACGACAACCAUCUGGGUUGCUAUUCAAACAUUGAGGGCACACACAAGUUGGACGUGGCAGCCGUUGAACAAUGUUCCACACAAUGUACUGCAUACCAGUUCUUUGUUAUAAAGAACGGUAAAGAAUGUUCAUGUCUGAGUUAUACCUCGCUACCUUCACCACUGAUAUCAUCUCCACUAUCCAACUGCAACUUAACCUGCUCAGACGAUGGUUACAUGUGUGGUGGCUUCAGUUACUACUCUCUCUAUAGCGUGAAAGAUUGUGCGCUAAAUGCUGCUCCAGCUUCUUCAUCUCCGUCUCCCACAACCUUACCACCUCAGUUGGAUUUGUUGUCAUCAGGUCAAUGCAUCAUAACCACUCACUGUUCUGCUGGAGCAACUGCUGGCUCCGACGUUUGUCCAUCUCAAAGUUGUGUGACUGGAUGGAAUGGUGACGUCUGUGAUGACAGAGACUGCAGCGUUAACAGUGGCUCAUGUGGCGUCCACACGUGUGUGUCUGUUACAACUGGUGGUACCAACACCAUGUCUGAAUGCCAGUGUAAGGAGGGGUACUACAAAACCACCUACAGAGAAGACUGCAAAGAUUUGAACGAGUGCAUGUACCCUUCGUUGAACAAAUGUGACAACGCAACAACCUCCUGUUCAAAUACUGCUGGAUCAUACGAAUGUGCAUGUCUUAGUGGAUAUGAGAAAAAAUCAGACAUAUACAGCUGCCAAGAUAUUGACGAAUGUAAAAGUUCCUCACUGAACAAGUGUAAUACUACCUCAACUUUCUGUGAAAACACUGUUGGCUCUUAUAAAUGCACUUGUAUUGAAGGCUUUCAACAAAUUCUUAAUAAUAACUACAGUUGUAAUGACAUAGACGAAUGCUUGACGACAUGCAAGCAAGAGUUUGAGUCAUGUGUCAACACAGGUGGAUCACACUCAUGCGAGUGCAUAUCUGGUUACGAAAGAGACAAUAAAGAUACUUGCAUAGCUGCUCCGAACAAGGCAGCUAUCAUAGGAGGGGUAGUGGGUGGGUUCUUCGGCCUCCUACUUAUCAUCGGUGUAAUCGUCGGAGUUAUAUUUUGCUUGAGAAAACGAAGAAAAGAGUAA